This is a messenger RNA of Aspergillus puulaauensis, 1374 nucleotides long. RefSeq names its product Zn(II)2Cys6 transcription factor. Lineage: Eukaryota; Fungi; Ascomycota; Eurotiomycetes; Eurotiales; Aspergillaceae. Gene Ontology annotation, molecular function: DNA-binding transcription factor activity, RNA polymerase II-specific; zinc ion binding. The record is from RefSeq and is a predicted model, not a curated record. Bases 1 to 1374 code for a protein of 457 amino acids. Gene Ontology annotation, biological process: regulation of DNA-templated transcription. The transcript is spliced from 2 exons.
AUGGUUGGUGUUCCGCGCAGUCAAGGAUGUGUGCGAUGCAUUGGCCGCAAGAUCAAGUGCGACAUGACGCACCCACAGUGUACGCGCUGUCUCAGUCAAAACACCGCCUGUCCUGGAUAUGACCGCGGCCUCAAGUUCCAGGACCAGACGCAGUCGCUCACUCGCAAGUACGGCCAGACUUCCAGGUCUUCCAUGGACGAGGCCUUUGCGCCCAAUUUGACUUUGGAGGCCCUCAACCUCCAGACCAAGGAGUGUUUCCAAAAUUGGCUGGACGGCCACUUUCCCAGCUACGUCAGCUCAUUUGACCCGCGUGUUGAAGUCAAUUGGAUGGACUUUAUUCGCACCCGCUGGUCUUUCUUCCCGCCCGCGCUGGUCUGGGCUUUCCGUGCCCUGACCUCCCUGCAUAUGGGCGCCCUGCACGGCGACAAGGAGAUGAUCAUCUGCGCGCGACAUAUGUACAGCCACGGUAUCCGGCAUCUGGCGUGUCUCUUGCAGUCGAGGGCGGCCCUUUCGGAUGAGACCCUUGCCGCUGCCAUUCUGCUCGGAGGGUAUGAGGUUCUCGACGGUAAUACUGACCGUUCAUGGAUCAUUCAUUCUCGUGGGAUCCGCCAUCUGCUGUGUGCUCGCGGCCCUGCGGCGCAUGUCCAUGGCAUAGGCCGCACUCUGAUGCUCUCCUGGCAGCCUUUCAUCGUCGCCGACGCGUUCAUCAAUUCCGACCCCUGCUUCCUGGGGGAUCCGGAGUGGGCGCGCGUGUCAGUGGGCAGCGAAUCUGCCGAAGACCAGGAACGGAGUGGAAGUCUGCUGGUUCAAACAAUGGAUCACGCCUUUAAUGAAGUUGCCAGAUGUCCCGGAUACCUAGCAAUGACCAAGGAGGUCGUCACAUCAGAUAGAGACGCCGACCCUGCUGUCCUAGCAGUUCUCCUGGACUGUAUGCUCAGGUCGAGACAGAAUCUCAUCCACUGCCGAAGUAAUCUGGAGGAAAACCAUCCUCCGGCAUCCUUUAUUGGCGAGGUACCAGAGGCGUUCGCACCGACAUUGGUGCAGGGGUCUCGCGACGGGGUCGACUCGGCUAUUGCGCUUCUCAACCAGUUGACGACAAUGCUCCAGUCUCAUGUUAAUAGGCGAGCCAAUGCACUCUCCACCCCGGGCCCAUUAAAUAAUCCGUCAGACCCAUGGCGCAUUGUUGCGAGGAGACCGGCUGUCGGAGACACGAGCCAGUCGCCCGAACCCCCACACUCGGAGGACCUCAACCCCAGUGCCUACGUUUUCGGUGAUUCGUUGGAUAAAUUCUCGUUGACGAUGGGCAUGGGCAGCCUGGCGCCCGAUGCCUGCGGUUGUCCUCAGUUUUCAGCGCACAAGGCUAUUUCUUUUUAA